UGGCAUUUCUGGUCUAUUUGGUUACGAUGGAAUAUCAAUUCCACCAUAGUUUAGGUUCGAACGCCGUUGCCAAAAAAUAGAUACUUGUUUCUUAUUCACGUAGUAUUUUAAUACUUAGUCAAACACGAUAGCAUGAACCCAAAAUUUUUGACAAUUGUUUCUCAACAAGAGAGAUUUUGAUUUUAGCAGAAAAGCAAUGGCAAGUGCGUUGGGUAGCAGAGUUGAAUCUGUUCGAAACUCUCACUUACUAAGCUUUUCGCUCAACUCCAUUAGAUCCUUGAGUUCUUCUUCUUCAUCCGCCGUUUCUUCUGCUCAGAACCCUAAGACUAAGAAAUCGAAGCGAAGAAAGAAGAACUUGUUCGAUGUGGCUCAGUUCUUACCUAACUGGGGAAUCGGCUACCACAUGGCCAAGACUCACUGGAAUGAAGUUUCUUACGAAAUCACUAAAAUCAAUCUCUACAAGGAUGGAAGACAUGGAAAAGCAUGGGGGGUUGCUUUUAAAAAUGGCUUGCCAUUAGCAGAUGCUCCAAAAAAAAUUAGUGGAGUUCACAAGCGCUGUUGGAGAUACCUACCAAAUGUAGUAAAAGAAUUAGAAAGUUCAACAAACUUAAUGAGUUCCGCAGACAGUGACUUUGGGUUUUUAGGUCAUCGACAUUAGCCCGUCCAUGUCUUUUCAAUUUGGCUUAGUUGUUUUCGAUAAUGGUAUCGUUUCUUAGUAGAUCAUGUAAUAUUCCUUACGCAUUCAUGCAAGGUGCUUAAUUAAGUUUCUUUCUUUUUGAUUUUUAAUUAGAUAAAUGAACUCUCGACCAUGCAACGUGCUUUGAGGGAAUAAUCUGGGUGGAUUUGGUUCUUACUUUCUUUGUGUUUGUCUUUGGCCUAUUUUAUAUCCAUCCUAGUAAAUAACUAAAACUAUAUAUUUAACAGGUUAGUUAUUAGUUGGUGUUUUGAUUGUAG
Molecule: messenger RNA, 954 nt
Organism: Glycine soja
Lineage: Eukaryota; Viridiplantae; Streptophyta; Magnoliopsida; Fabales; Fabaceae
Exons: 3
Coding region: 197-658 (153 amino acids)
Cellular component (GO): mitochondrion
Molecular function (GO): structural constituent of ribosome
Source: RefSeq, a predicted model, not a curated record